GGAGAGAAACCUUAUGUAUGUAAGCAAUGUGGGAAAGCUUUUAAAACACAGGGAGAUUGUAAGAAACAUGAAAGAAUUCACACUGGAGAGAAACCAUAUGUAUGCAAGCAAUGUGGGAAAGCUUUUAACACAUGGGGAGUUUUUAAGAAUCAUGAAAGAAUUCACACUGGAGAGAAACCCUAUGUAUGUAAGCAAUGUGGGAAAGCUUUUAAAACACAGGGAUAUUGUAAGAAACAUGAAAUAAUUCACACUGGAGAGAAACCAUAUGUAUGCAAGCAAUGUGGGAAAGCUUUUAACACACGGGGAGUUUUUAAGAAUCAUGAAAGAAUUCACACUGGAGAGAAACACUAUGUAUGUAAGCAAUGUGGGAAAGCUUUUACCCAACAUGGAAGUUGUAAGCAACAUGAAAGAAUCCACACUGGAGAGAAACCAUAUGUAUGCAAGCAAUGUGGGAAAGCUUUUACCCAACAUGGAAAUUGUAAGCAACAUGAAAGAAUUCACACUGGAGAGAAACCAUAUGUAUGUAAGCAAUGUGGGAAAGCUUUUAACACAUGGGGAAAUUGUAAAAUACAUGAAAGAAUUCACACUGGAGAG
This is a messenger RNA of Cavia porcellus (domestic guinea pig), 594 nucleotides long. RefSeq names its product zinc finger protein 383-like. The annotation marks the transcript as partial. The record is from RefSeq and is a predicted model, not a curated record. Gene Ontology annotation, biological process: regulation of transcription by RNA polymerase II. Gene Ontology annotation, molecular function: RNA polymerase II cis-regulatory region sequence-specific DNA binding; DNA-binding transcription factor activity, RNA polymerase II-specific. The transcript has a single exon. Lineage: Eukaryota; Metazoa; Chordata; Mammalia; Rodentia; Caviidae.